Molecule: messenger RNA, 453 nt
Organism: Anisakis simplex (herring worm)
Lineage: Eukaryota; Metazoa; Nematoda; Chromadorea; Rhabditida; Anisakidae
Source: the annotation of a GenBank genome assembly
AUGAAGGUAGAUCCACCAGCAGUUAAUCAUACGGAUGCGAUUGCUCCAAAAAUCACCCAGACGAAGCCGAGCGCACCAGCAAUUGAUAAGAUAUAUUCGAGCUUAAGAACAGAAAACCAGACGGACCUGAGCGAAGCAACAGUGAACCAAACACGCCUGAGCGCACCAAUAGUCGAUCAGACGGACCCACUUGCCCUAACAGUCAAUCUGGCCAAACGGGGUACCGUGACGGCCUAUCAGAUCGACCGGAGCACAGCAGCAGCAGCAAAUAUGACCGAUCCGAUCCCACAAACAGUCACUGAGGCUCACUCGAGCUCACCAACUGCCAAUAUAACCAUUAAGAACGCAUCGACAGUAAAGCAAUCCUAUUCAAAUGCGUCGACGGUCAGUUCAGACCCAUCCGAACACACUUCAGCGCAUUACCACACUUCAUCACCUCCACCCUUUUCACCA